Paramisgurnus dabryanus is the source of this 3160-nucleotide messenger RNA. The record is from RefSeq and is a predicted model, not a curated record. NCBI's taxonomy places the organism in Eukaryota, Metazoa, Chordata, Actinopteri, Cypriniformes, Cobitidae.
CGCGAGUAGUACAAUUGUACAGGAGAUGUGCUUGAAGCGUUACAGGGACGGAUCUACUGUCACAUUAAAACCCGCAACUAGCACAAAUGACCAAACUCAACAUUUUUGUCCCAUGGGCAGGGAGCACGAAGAGGUUUAACUUUGUGAGUUUGUAUGAGCUGGAGAACUGAGCCCGAUGUCUUCUCAAUGUGCGUGGCUGAUGCUCGUCACUUUUCCUUUCUUCCUGAUGGCAGGUGCACAAGAAAAACCAGUGUGCACUGCCCUGUCAAACAUAGGCAAAGAAGUCCUCGUAGGGUCCAAUUUAACAGUCUCCUGUGUCUUUAGCAAAACAUGCACACAAAUAAUUUUUCGAGACAAUGAAGAAAUUAAAAAUAAACAGUCGUCCAGUUUAAAUGAGGUGUCUGUGGAUGUCAAGGAUGUAACAGAAUUGAGCAUCUUCACCUGCAGAUGCAAGGAAGACCCAGAGCCAUGUGGAAUUGACAUCACUCCAGGAUAUCCACCAGACAUUCCAGAAAACCUGACCUGCGUACGAAAAACAGAAUAUGGCAAUGUCACAUGCACUUGGAAAAUAGGAAGAGAAACCAAAAUUAUGACCAUAUGUCAGUUAUGGGUAUAUGAUGGGCAUCUCCUCAGUUACAGCAGUGUGAUGAGCUCAACAGGACUUUGUUUCUCUACAUUCCCCAUCCGUGGUUCGAUGUUGCAACUCAGCUUGACACUUAAUGUCUCUAAUAGUCUGGGAUCAAAGGUCUCAGGUCCCCACAACUUUACCCUCAGAAACAUAGUUAAACCCUCAAGGCCUAAUAUUACUCACAUUGACUGUUUCUCCCGACGGUGCCACCUACACACAGACAAUCACAGCAUGAACUUGGUCGAAGUCCAAUAUAAAGUAGAAAAUCAGAUCUUGGGAAGCCUCCAGACAGGCGCUGAGCCAAUUUUAAACGUAUCAUCCUUGCACCCAUAUACCACAUACAAGUUCCGGAUCAGGAGAAAAAUCAAUCGUGAAGUGGGCCUAUGGAGUGACUGGAGUCUGGAAAAAGAAGCAGAAACCAAAGAGGAAGCUCCUGACACGGAACUUGAUGUCUGGUACAUGCAGGAGAUAAAAUCUAAAAACUGUUUCAGAAUAUUUUGGAAGAAAUUGAGCAAAUCGGAAGCCAAGGGAAAAAUUCUAAGAUAUAAAAUAAGUGUCCAGGUGGAGAAGAAGAGGAACUUAACCAUUUUAGAUGCAAACAUUACGAAUCGACUCAUCUGUUGCAGUUCCUGUUCUGUCUCAGUAUCUGCCAUUAACUCAAAGGGUCAAUCACCUGCCAAAUUUAUUAACCUACGCUUUCCAGAUUCGGUUUUAGAUGUUGAGUCACAAAUUCUCUCAAAUGAUAGUAUUGCCCUCUCCUGGCCAGAGCUUGCUAUUGCCGGCCAUAAAACUGAGUAUGUGGUACACUGGUAUGCAGUUGGAGAAAAAGAAAAGCUUUCGUGGAUUAGAGUGAUGAAUACCUCAAUUGAAGUUACAGGUCUCCAACCUCACAAAUGCUAUCACGGUGCAGUUACCGCUCUCCGCUCAAAUGGUCCUGCAGUGGCAUCCAUUCAAGGCAUAUCCACAUGGCAGUCAGUUCCAGAACAGGGUCCAGUUCCCCAACAAAGCUCGAAGAAGAGCGAAAGUUUGGAAGUGAAAUGGUCUACAAUCCCUCAAGAUAAGAUCAGAGGGUGUUUGAGAAGAUAUAGCAUCUACCUGAACAAGUUGAACGGAAGUAUUGAACAUUUCAGUGUGGAGUAUACAAAGACACAAUAUACCAUCAGUGGUUUAUCACCAGGAGAGUGUUAUAACCUGUGGGUGACUGCCUGGACAGAUGCUGGGGAGGGACCCAAAGGAAGUGACCUUCCAUUUUGCACACUACCAGACUCUGAAAAACUAUUGUCACUCGUGAUCUUAGCCGGAGGAACCGUUCUUCUCAUCUGCCUCAUUAUUCUGUGCGUCUGUCAGUUCUCAUCUGUCCAGAAAAGAUUCCUAAGGUGUUGCCAGUGUCUGCUCCCUACAGUUAUUCCUGAUCCAGCAAACAGCAAAUGUGCAAGGGAAUAUGUCGUUGACCAGUUCCAGCAUCACCAAAGUGACUCCAGCAUGAGUGAGGAUCCAGAUAUCAUGGAGGUACAAGAGGUCCCUUAUCACUCCGGCUUCACCUGCAACUACAUCAAGAGCUUCUCUCAAGAGUCCACCUCCUCUGAUACCACCCAGAUCACCAGGACCACAGACGUUACAGGGGAUUACAUCUACACUCGAGGAGCAAUAAGUGGAGGCGAGGAGGAAGAGGAAGACGAAGAGGAAAGGAGUUUCGAUGAAUUUGGAUUCCGUCCAUGCAUCAACCCUUUCCUUGAACCAUUGGUUUUAUCUAAUGGAAAGCUGAAGCUUGAUGCAGUGAUAAUAAACUGCAGUGAAUUUAUGGAUUGCACGUGAUCUUUCGAGGGCAUUAAGAUUUGACCAUAUGUUUAUUGUUUACCUUCUUGUAUGGGUGCUAAAAAAAGCUCUGAAAUUCAAUACAGUUUUGUGUUGACUGCUUGGAGACACCACAAUACACUGGGUCUAUUAAGACAUCUGCAGCAAGCCAGACUCAAGUUGGACAUUUUAAGAAACUUGUAUGGCUGUUUUAGGGAUUUUCCAGUGACUGCCGAUUUUAUGGAGGUGGAGAUGGCCUGCCAAUGGAUUUAGCCCUCUAGACAUGAAUUGCUGUAUUAUGUAUCAUGUUUUAGGGGACACACGGCUUUUCUAAACUUCGUAGACAAACAACUAGCUUUGUUUGACAGACUCGAUGGGUGGAACGAAAAAUUCAUGAGAAGGAAGGAGAAGUAACUGAUGAAAAAAUGAUCUGUAUUAUACAGACAACCAUUCUUUCCACUACAACACUGUCACUUUACCAAUGUAACUUGCCAGCUCUCACAAUACAAUACUUCAGGACAAUUGCGCAAUACUCAUAUUUACUCCAAUGCGGGAUGUUCGACCCACUACAAACAUACAUUCACCAAAGUUUCAUUGAAGAUAUUUUAUUAAAAUAGAGGAUAUGAUUAAUUUAAUGAAAUUAAAUGUGAAUGAAAUACUGUCUUAAUAUAAACGCAUGUCAGCUUUUCAAGUCAAAGCAUUGAAGAAGACUCAGGAAUAAAUAUUUCUUUAUUUUUA